Molecule: messenger RNA, 1698 nt
Organism: Loa loa (African eye worm)
Lineage: Eukaryota; Metazoa; Nematoda; Chromadorea; Rhabditida; Onchocercidae
Exons: 12
Coding region: 1-1698 (565 amino acids)
Cellular component (GO): mitochondrion
Molecular function (GO): molybdenum ion binding; oxidoreductase activity; heme binding
Source: RefSeq, a predicted model, not a curated record
AUGUGGCUUCGCCAUAUGAUAGCAUAUCGACGAGUGACAUGUGAAUGGUUUGUCACCAGCGCUUACAAUACUAAAAUUACUACCGCACAAUAUUAUUCACUUAAUGAUCCUUCAAAGGUGCUGCUAAUGACGCCAUCAGGGAAUCCGGAAAAUAAUACAAAAGGAUGGAUUUCCCUUGGUUCUUUUGGUAUAUUAACUUUGGUUGGUAGCGCAACAUUGCUAAAGAAUCUAUUUCGAACUGGAAAUACUGAUGCACGAAAUGAUAUGAAAAUUAAAAAAAGGAAUGAUUUACCUUCAUAUCGAAUGGAAGAAGUGAAAAAACAUGGAAAAAAUGCCGAAAGUAUUUGGGUUACUUAUCAAGGGGGAGUAUAUGAUAUCACGAAUUUCAUCCAAAGUCAUCCGGGCGGUGAUAAGAUACUGCUAGCAGCAGGAGGCCCAAUUGAUCCAUAUUGGAAUAUCUACCAGCAACAUCUAACUGAAGAAACACUCGAAAUAUUAGAGGAAUUGAGAAUUGGCAAUUUGGAUGAAAGAGAUAUCAUGGUCAUUGAACACAAGGAUGAAAAUGAUCCGUAUUGUGAUGAUCCGAAACGACAUCCAGCAUUAAUCGUAAAAUCUGAAAAACCUUUUAAUGCUGAAACUCCCGUAGAAUUGAUUAUGGAUAAUUUUUACACACCCAAUGAUUUAUUUUAUGUGCGAAAUCAUAUGCCUGUACCAGCUAUUGACGCAAAAAAGCACAAAUUAAAAAUCGAAGGUAUUUCCGUUCGGGAAUCAUUCACGCUUUCAUUGGAUGAUCUAAAACGUGACUUUGUAUGUGUAUCCGUUAAUGCUACUUUGCAAUGCGCCGGUAAUCGUCGCAGCGAAAUGAACGCAAUAAAAAAAGUUCAAGGAUUGAAUUGGAAGGGUACGGCAAUAGGUAAUGCAAAAUGGACCGGUGCACGGUUAAAGGAUGUUCUGAUGAAAGCAGGCGUAGAUCCAAAUGAUAAACGUAUCAAGCAUGUCAUAUUUCGUGGAGCUGAUAUGGAUAGUGAAGGUAACAAUUACGAAACUUCAAUAACGUUUGAGAAAGCUAUGCAAGAUGAAGUUAUUAUUGCUUAUGAGAUGAAUGACGAGGAAAUCCCACGUGAUCAUGGAUAUCCAAUGCGAUUAAUUGCCCCAGGAAUUGUGGGCGCACGUCAGGUGAAAUACCUUUCCGCUAUAGUUCUGAGCGAGGAAGAAAGUAAAUCGCAUUGGCAGAAAAGAGAUUACAGAGGUCUUCCGCCAUUUGUUGGUCCAACAGAUCAUCAAAAUUUCGAACUGGCACCAUCAAUACAAGACUGUCCGGUACAAAGUGCUUUCUGUUUUCCGGCUGCACCAACAAAAAUACCACGCUCCAAUGGUCAGUUUGAUGUAAUGGGUUAUGCUUGGAGUGGUGGUGGACGUGGUAUUGUACGCGUGGAAGUAUCAAUGGAUGGUGGUGAAACAUGGCAAGCUGCUGAGCUAAUACAAGAUCCUGAGCAAGAUAUUGAUCAUAUGUGGUCAUGGACUUUCUUCAAAUCAACAAUAAAAAUACCAGAUGACGUUAAACAGUUGGAUUUAGUAUGCAAGGCAACUGAUCGUUCCUAUAACACGCAACCGGAUACAUCCCGAGGAAUCUGGAACAUUCGUGGUUUGCUCAACAAUGCUUGGCAUCAUGUUCCGAUCGAAAUCACCGAGAAUUGA